Molecule: messenger RNA, 5255 nt
Organism: Pungitius pungitius (ninespine stickleback)
Lineage: Eukaryota; Metazoa; Chordata; Actinopteri; Perciformes; Gasterosteidae
Product: adenylate cyclase type 4-like
Exons: 25
Coding region: 586-4299 (1237 amino acids)
Biological process (GO): adenylate cyclase-activating G protein-coupled receptor signaling pathway; intracellular signal transduction; adenylate cyclase-inhibiting G protein-coupled receptor signaling pathway
Cellular component (GO): plasma membrane
Molecular function (GO): adenylate cyclase activity
Source: RefSeq, a predicted model, not a curated record
AGCUGGACCGGGAGCGCUCGUCCCCGUUUUUCGCGCGCGCGCUCCCGCGCCUCCACCUGCCUCCACGCUCGCGCCGUCGCGCGCUAAAACGCGAGAAACCAGACCGUCUCAAAACGUCCGCGUGAACGAACCCACAGCUGCGUGUCUCUUUUUUAAACGGAUGAUUUCGGACCUUAUUGAACUUAUUGAUACGUUUCGUAUCACCAUGGCAACGGCGGUCAGCGGUGACGGAGGGAGCGGGUCGGUAGACACGUCACGCGGACCCGGUCGCGUGUGAGUGGACCAUCAACUUGAUAACUGACGUUAAUGAGCUAUGAGCGGGACUCCAUCCAGCAUGCAGCAACACUCGUCAGGAGAGAUUAAACCACGUCUCAAGGACAUUUAUGGACGUCUGUCACCUCAUCGUCGUAGUCGCUAGGAGAGGACUCUCACCGGAAAAAGCGUUUUAGUUUGGCUGUAAUUUGUUCCUGACGCGCAGGUAAAAGAGGAACUUGUGGAAAAGGCCGAGAUGUAAAUUGCGUGUUGACGGAGAGACAAACAGCCGGACGGAGCAGAGUGACAAGUCGACCCGGCGGGGGGGGCACCAUGGAGGACGAGCCGCAGGGCUUCCCGGGGGACGGCGGGUUCGCCUCUAACAUCGUGGAGCUCGACGACUUCGGCCCAACCGAAGACGGACUCAAGCGGUCGGCGCCAAGCGGCGUCGUGGACGUUUUCCGAGCAGGCGACGGCCCGAAGAGCCGAAAGGACGGCGAGUGGGACUCGAGCGGCCGGGGGCCCGGCGAGCCCCGGGUUCAGGUGGAGGUCGGCGUGGCGAGAACGGAGCGGGCCCCCGAGCCCCGAGCGGCCGACCCGGGGCCGGAUGGGACCGGCGUGACCCCGCAGAGCGACGGGGAGACGAGACGCAGCACUGCCGGGGGCGUCCCCGAACGCAGCCUGGAGCCCUCUGUCCAAAUCACCAAAAACGGCCCCGACGACGGCCGAGGCGGCGCCACAACCGAGCUCCCGGGCGAAGCCAAAGCGGAGGAAAGCCCGCCCGCCGGCGGACCGCCCGCGCUGCCCGACGUUGAGUUCAGAGGCGCCCAAGCGAGGGACAGCCUCUACAGCAGGUGGGACCGGCAGUACUCAGUCGGGGACGGAGAGGAGGACGUGCGGAGCACCCGGUCCAGUCGGAGCGUGAAGGAGGGCGUGUCCUGCUGCUACCAGGCCUUCCACAGGGCCUUCCUGCAGUGCGCGGAGGAGACUCCGGCCAUGCUGUCCGGACUGGUGCUGUCUCUGGCCUUCUGCGUGGCCAUCAUCGUCCUCAUUCCCACCACGCGAGAGACCCUCAUCGAGCACGUGGGCGCCCUGUCGGUGCUGUCCGUGGUGCUGUGCCUGAGCGCCGCCCUGCUCGUCUGCCUGCCCUGGGUGGCCACGUUGAGGCGCUGCGGAGGAGCCCUGGCGCUCUUCGUCUGGGGGACGCUGUACGUUGUCGCCAUCGUCUUCAUCUUCACCGACGAGCCCGUCACCGCGUGGGACCAGGUGGCGUUCUUCCUCUUCCUGUCUCUGAGCGUGUACACCGUGCUGCCCCUCUCCAUGGCCUGGGCCCUCAUGGUGGGGAUCGGAACCAGCCUCUCGCACAUCGUCAUCAUCAGCGCGUACGUCUCCGUCACCAGACGAGGGACUCCCGACCUGGCCGAGCAGCUGGUAGCGAAUGCGCUGCUGCUGGUGUGCGUGAACGGCGUCGGGAUUUUCCACCUGUGGGUGAGCGAGCAGGUACGCAGGAAAUCCAACCAGAAGAGAGAACAGUUCAGCGUCAUACGCUCCGCCAAGGAAAUAAGGAAAUACCAGCAGGAGCUGCUGCUGCUGUCGGUGCUGCCGCGGUACAUCGCCAGGGAGCUGAAGACCGAGGUCAUCAACAAGCUCUUCAAGCCCAAAGACAAGGAGGAGAAAAAAAGCUUCCACAGCCUCUACGUGCGCAAGCACAGUGACGUCAGCAUCCUGUACGCGGACAUCGUGGGCUUCACCCAGCUGGCGAGCACCUGCACGCCGGAGGAGCUGGUCGCCGUGCUCAACAAGCUCUUCGGCCGGUUCGACGUCAUCGCCAAGGCCAACGGGUGUCUCCGCAUUAAGAUCUUGGGCGACUGCUACUACUGCGUGUCUGGUCUCCCCGACCCCAUCCCCACCCACGCCAGGAACUGCGUGCAGAUGGGUCUGGACAUGUGCAAGGCCAUCAGCAAACUGCGAGCGGCGACGGGGGUGGAGGUCAGCAUGCGCGUGGGCGUCCACACGGGCAACGUGCUGUGCGGCGUGAUCGGCCAGCAGAAGUGGCAGUACGACGUGUGGUCGCAUGACGUCACGUUAGCCAACCACAUGGAGUCCGGAGGUCUCCCCGGGCGGGUGCACAUCACGGAGGAGACGAUGCAGCACCUGAACGGAGCUUAUGAAGUGGAGGACGGGGACGGGGGGAGCCGGGACCCUCUUCUCAAAGGCAGAAAAACCUACCUGGUGAUGGACCCACACAGGCACAACAGCUUCCCCGGGAUCAAUAGACUAGCUCCACUGACCGGCGAGAACAGGCGGCGGGCGUCCAUGCGGAUGUCUCAGUACCUGCGGUCCUGGCAGACCAUCCACCCCUUCGCUGACUUCAGCGACCCGAACGCCGCGCCCGCCAACAAGAAGCGCCGCACCAGGCGCUCAGCGGUCCGAUCCCAGGGCUCAGCGGAUCGGCAAACGUGCUCGAACAACCACGGCUGUCUGGUUGUGGACAGCGGUGUCAGGGGGUCACUGGACACACUGGACCGGGCAGUGAGCAGAAAAAAGAAGCUCAACUGUUUGACUCUGCUGUUCAACGACCUGAGUCUUGAGAAAGCGUUCUCCCUCUCGGAGGUCAAAGGUCUGCACCAUUCCGUGACCUGCCUCGCUCUCAUCUUUGUCACUAAUUUCGCGGUCCAGAUGCUGGUCUCCAUAAAGAAUUUUGAGCUGGCGGUGUCGUACGGCGCGACCUUCCCGGUGCUGCUGCUGCUGGUGUCCAUCACGUUCACCGGGUACCUGCAGAAGUGGAGGACCAAGAUCCCGCACGGCGUUCAGUGGAUAUCGGGUCUGUCCCGCGGCGUCUCCAAGAGGGCGGCGCUGCGCCUGUUCGUGGUGGCCCUGUGCGUUCUCAUCACCUUGCUCAUGGCCGUCCUCAACUAUUCCUUCCUUCCUGGAAACGACUGUCUGUCGAUCACCAACAGAACCCAGCUGGAGGGCUUCAAACUUCACACCGGGCCCUACUACCUGUACUGCUGCCUGCUGGCCAUGCUGGGAGUGAUCGUGUUCAUCAGGACCAGCUUGUCGGUGAAGUCUCUGCUGCUCACGCUGGCCGUGGUGGUUUACCUGGCGCUCUUCCUAGACGUUUUCUCCAGGAGGUCCACCUGCCUCGUCAACCUGCACUACAACGGCACCCAGCCGGGCAUCCUGAAGGACCCUCUGAUCAUGUCUGGGGUCUGGCUGGUCAUCUUCUACAUCGUCUGCCUCAUUCUGGCCCGACAGGACGAGCUGAGUUGCCGCGUGGACUUCCUGCUGGACCACUGUUUCAAGUCGGAGAGAGAGGAGAUGGAGAACAUGGAGAUGGUCAACAAGCUGCUCCUCCACAACGUCCUGCCGCUCCACGUCGCCACCCUCUUCUUGGGCAAAACUAUCCGCAACCAGGACCUUUACAGCCAGUCGUACGACUCUGUGUGCGUGAUGUUCGCCUCGGUGCCCGAGUUCAAAGAGUACUACAGCGAGAGCAGCGACAACCAGGACGGGCUGGAGUGCCUGCGCUUCCUCAACGAGAUCAUAUCGGACUUCGACGAGUUACUCCUCAAGCCCAAGUUCUAUUCGGUGGAGAAGAUCAAGACCAUCGGCAGCACGUACAUGGCCGCCGUCGGGCUGAGGCACGCGCCGCGGGGGGGUGAAGAGAAGAAGGUGGAUUUGUCCUACACCCACGUGCGCACCAUGGUGGAGUUCGCCAUCGCUAUGAUGAGCAAAAUGGGGCCCAUCAACGAAAACGCUUUCACCGACUUCAAACUCCGGAUCGGAAUAAACAGCGGCCCGGUGAUCGCCGGAGUGAUCGGAGCCCACAAACCUCAGUACGACAUCUGGGGGAACUCCGUCAACGUGGCCAGCAGGAUGGACAGCACGGGGGUGGUGGACAAGAUACAGGUGACGGAGGAGACGGCCCAGAUGGUGGAGAGCGUCGGGUACAGCGUCACGCUGCGAGGAGUCGUCCACGUCAAGGGCAAAGGCGACCUCACCACCUACUUCGUUGACAGGGACCAGUCGACGCCUCCCUUCUGACCUCCGCGGUGAUCACCUGUGUACCGAACGGCCCGGCCCGACCUCGACAGCCCCCCCCCCUAAACAUCUGUCGACAAAUGACUUACCGCGGAAACGAAGGCGUAGCAGCUGGGGAGAGGAGCUGCCUCCGUCCGUUGGGGUGAACUGCUAAAUAAAAUCCCCUUGAGUAAAAGGAGGAGCGCCUCCGUGUGCUCAGGACGACGGAGGAGCUCAGGGCGCCACCUGCUGUGUCUCCUUUCACCGUGGUGUCCUGGUAACACAAAGUGUGAAAUGAUGCCGUGGGAAACGCGGCGGAAACACGCCAACCAGCGGUGUCCGUGUGGGAUUCAUUCAGUGGACAAAAGAAAUAAGCUAUCAAGAACCAAAAAUUACAGUUGUUUUAUGAAGAUUUUAUUUUAGAUAGUUUACAAAUCGUUCUUUCCAUUGUUGUUUUAAAACACCAUUUACUAUUUAGUUAAUAAUUUUUUCUUGUAUUUAAAUGUUUUGCACUUUGGUACAGAACAGUCUUUGAAUGAAAUGUGUGUACUUUUUAAAGAUCUGACAAGACAACGUCCGAUAGACGGCGUAACGUUGUCUCAUCUGUAAUCCAUGAGUUUAUUGUGAAAUCCUGGAUCGUUCGACUUAUACUGAAUAAUCGUCACACCGUUGAUGAACAUGUAAAGUACACACUGCUUUAUUUGUGAUACGUGUCACAAAUCCGAAAAAACCUGGCAAAAAGAGGAGUUUUGUCAUGAAAAGCCAAAUAAUGCACAUUUUAAAAUGCACUUUCUUGCACUUAUUUUCUUAAAAGGAGUUUUACAAAAACAAAUGUUGAUCAUACACAUACCAGUUCUUUUUUUUAAUUUAAUCAAUGUAAUAUGUAUAUGUGAGGGAGGAUGUGUGAAUGCACGUGAAGAGUUUGAGUGUAGGAAAUAUUUUUCUAUUAUAUUUAUAAACUUAAUAAAAACAAAAAAUGC